AUGUUGGUGAUUGAUUCUGUCCUGCAUUGUCCACUCAGACCUGCAGAGACUUGCAUCACUGGAACAGUCAAGGUUUCCUUUGACUUGGCUGGAUGCUCUCCUCCAACAGUCACACUCUCCUGCUUACUGUCGUUGGAAUCCAAAUCAUCUUCAUGGUCAAGACUGCUGCAUACAGACCAAUGCGUUGCUACUCUCCAGGACAAUGGCUUUGCUUUCUCAUUAGGCUUGCCUGCUGCUCUUCCUCCUACCAUUUGCACCGUCUUGAAAGACUCCAAACUCUCCGUUUCUUAUACUUUGGUUGCCACCACUACCUUGACCUCACAGUCCUCUCAAAACCCUCAUCAGAACGAAUCCAUUGAGCACACUUCCUCCUCUGUUCCAUUGCAAGUUCCUUCUGUGACCUUUGAGCAAACACCCUUUUCCUCUGAAGAAACUCUUCCAUUAGGCACUGCUGGCAUCAUUACUGUUGGCUUCAAUGCUCCUCAUUCUGUUCUCUCCCCUAAUGAUGCUCUCUGUCUAUCCCUUUGUGUUCGUAACGAAUCUUCCAUCGAUAUUCAACGUUGCUCUCUCCAGGUAUCUGCCCUUGUAAGAAUCGAUACUGAUGUUGGAAACACUCUGGAUAUCACCUCGGACCAUCCUAUGCAUGAUGUUCUGUUUCAAGAUACUGUCAUGGUUCAACUCGUCACUUUUGGCAGAUUUGCUGCUGGCGAAACUGCAAUGAAGCGACUUGCAGUCUAUUUCAUGGAUCAAAUCUUGCCCAGUGUAUCCAUUCCAGGCUUUGAUAUUGAAUAUUCCGUCACCUUUUCUGCUGUGACUGCCACUGGAAAAAUCUGUCAAGCAACCUCAAAUGCCUUGCAGAUCAUUCAAACUACCAGUCAUCCUGACAAUCUAUCCACCACUGGUGUUUCUUUUGAUGAAGCUAGUAUCGACAGCUAUAUUUCUGGUCUAUCCCUUUCCAACUCUAAAGCAACCACCGAAAUUGUCCGUUCCAAUAUGUCUGUAAUUCAACCAGGCGCUCUUCCUCGAGCACCUUCUGUCUCCACAUCUGUCGUAUCUUCCAAAAAUGCACAUUAUACCGUCGAAGGAUCGGUCUAUUCAGGAGAUUGGCAGCAGCUUGAAAUCGGAUCAUACAUCAACAAAUGUGUUGCGUUUCAAUCUACUGCCUACUUCUACUUUGACUAUGAUGCAGAUCUUACAAUGGUAAAUCUUGAUGAUUCGGAUUCAAACGCCAGUGAUCACGAUGGUGUCGGAGAAGGCUCACUCGAGGGUCAACUUGCGAGUCAUCGCGUGAACAAACAUGGUAUUCCCGGUAUCAUCAUCGUGUCUGAUAAAGCCGUUGGACUCCAUAUCUCUAAAGCUCCCAACAAACCCAAUUGGCUAUUCUACGAACGGGCUGAAGAGUCACGAUGUUUAUUAAUGGAUGGAAGUGAGGAACAAAUCAGUAGAUUCAUUGAUGGACCUGGGAGGUAUUACAUUGCUGUAUACGGGAAAUCCAUAGGUGCAACCCCAGUGCAGUUUGAACUUUCAGUUCGUUUAAUUCAAGGACUCAAAAAUAUUACUCCAUUCCACUUUUUAUCUUUUUGGAUUCCUUAUCAUCCGCAUGCUACGCUUCCCAUACCACCCCCGUCUGAAUCAUCCACUUCUAGAGUCUUGACAGUGUCCAACUCAACAGCAGUUAAAACCGUUAUUCCUCCAGGUGCGUGGCAGACUGGUACGGAUGUAAAUGGCGAGCCACUGUAUACCGUCAGAGUGUAUUAUAAGGGUGGACUACAUAUUGGCAAAAUUGGCCAUCAUACAAAGGGUGCGUUGAUUCCAUGGGGCGGAAAAGAAAUCCAAAUUGAUGAUGACAUGGAAAUCCUUUCUCAAAUUCCUGGAUCUCGUUGGGUAAAGGUCCUGAGUGGGGCAGGUGUUCCUCCUGACGCUAUUCCAGGAGGAUACGAGGCUGAUGGUCAACAUUUAUAUAUUUCUCGGGCUGUGGUGAAAGAAUCACUUCUUGGCACCGUUGCGGGAUCUGGUGGAUGGAUGCCAAACGUCUUGAUCAAUGCCUUUGAAUGUCGGACGAGUCUCUGUCCUGGUAAGGCUGGAUCGCAUAUGUAUGGAUGCAACGUUUCCUUUGGUAAUUCAGAGGUGAGCUCCGUGACUCCAUUCGAGGUUUUGGUGUAUGAUGAACCACCUAGUUUUGACAGUUAAACAUCGGUAUUUUGAACUGAGGCAGAUUAGACUACACUUUUAUUCCGCUUUUAAAAAUAAAAAUAAACUUGGCAUUUCA
Messenger RNA from Batrachochytrium dendrobatidis JAM81, 2269 nucleotides. RefSeq lists its product as uncharacterized. Bases 1 to 2190 code for a protein of 729 amino acids. Lineage: Eukaryota; Fungi; Chytridiomycota; Chytridiomycetes; Rhizophydiales. The transcript is spliced from 2 exons. The record is from RefSeq and is a predicted model, not a curated record.